UGUCACCAUCUGCUUUAAACAUGACUCUCUGGGCAAGAAUGACAGAAGUGGUAACAUUAGUAGAGGGAGCCAUUUUCGCCUGCCUCCAUUUCUUGAUCUCUCUUUUACAUUCUCUGUUAAAUGAUUUGGUUUUGUUUUUGUACGAUAUUCUUCUCAGUGGUUAACUGUUUUCGGAAGAAUAUUUUUGGACAGAUUUAUAUUUAAGACAAAAAUAUAUAGCAUCCUAUUUAAAAAAAAUAAAAUCAUUUUACAUAGGCAAAGUUAAUGUCUCAUCCUUCGUACAUAUGUUGUAUAAGUGUUUAAUUUUACAAUGGACAAAAUAAGAAAUUUAAUUAUGUAGUAAUUUUUAAGUUUAUUAAUAAAAAUAAUUCGAUUUAAAUAAUCCGUAAUCUGUAAUAUUUUUAUACUUCUUUUCAUGCAUUUAAAUAUAGCAGUAGAUCAACAGAUGAACGUUUAAAAAUUCUGUUCUAAAAUGUCUGAAAAAUGUGGAAGACCUUAAAACGUAAUAUUAAAUAAUACUUUUUAAUGCAUACAUUCUUUUGACUUACUUAAAAUGGAAUUCAUUAUUCUAUUACUCUUAAAUAAUUAGGUUAAGAUGUAUUUACUACAAUUUUAAUAAAAAUUUAUCCCUAUUAUGAUCCUUAUAUAAAUAAUUCUAAAAAAUGUAAUUUUUUAUAUGAAAGAAACUUGUAUUAAAUGAUUAUUAAGCAUUUUUAUGAAGGAAAUCUAAUAAAGUUUAAAAAUUAGUUUUUGUAAAGAAUUUGUGAACAAAACAAGAAACAGAAGCAUAUAAUGCUUACAACUGUUUUAUUCUGCAAUUCAGAUAUUUUACCAAUAAAGAAUGAAGAAUUUUUCUUUAGAUAAUGUGUAUAACUUAUACUUGAUAUCAAAACACUAACAUUAUAUGAAAGUUUCAUAAAAUUCUCUAUUUCAAAGUACCUAUCCUAUUAAAAUUAAACGUAUGGAAGUGAAACGGACUGAGAUGGAAAUAUUUAGGACCAAAAAAACGUAUUACGACGAUCUCAAUGAAACUAAAAAUGGUUCUGAUAGUUUUUGGGAAAUAUUUAUCGCAUUAUGUGUCGUUUUGAUUUUAAUUAUUGUAUUUAUAACCUGCUAUCAUUAUAUCCAUGGAAAGAUCAUUUACAUUAUUUGCAAAAGUUGGCAAAAUACUAAAAUUACAUUAAUAAAGAUGUUUCACAUGGCUAAAUAAGAAAAACGACACCGAUGACAACGUUACAAUAAAAAACGAAAGCAACCGGGGUACGACACGGCGGAGGUCUAUGAUUUUAAAACCCCAUAAAAAAUUUAACGAUCAAAAAGAAAAAUUAUAUAAAACUAAAUCUUAUGCGUUCAGGACUCCCUUACAGGAAAAGAAAAAAUUACUUUCUUCUCAUACGGAUAAAACUAUAACUUCUAGUAGCAAUAUUGCUCUGACAAAACGAUUAUUUUUAAAACUAUCUGUUUUAUCGUCUGAUACUUCUAAUAAAAAUGGCCAUGAUCAAACAUCAAAUAAUUGGAACACAUGCAAUGAACAAUGUACUCAAAGAAAUGAAAAGUUUUAUCAAAAUUCCCAUAAGGGCGAAAAAAGUAUCUGCUUUUCAGACACGGACGUGAAAUUUCUAGUGAUACCUGUAUCUUCGAAAAAGUCGAAUGAAAAUAGAAAUAAGGAAAUAUGUAAAUGGAAUUCGAAAGAUAACAAUUAUGAUAUACGAAACAAUACCAGUUCCAAACUGAUAGAACUUCAAUACGAAAAUAGAGAUUCAUUCAGUAAUAAUGUGCAAAAAUAUGAAGUAUCUACUUCUAAAUUAAAUUUACCCUGUUCUUUUGUAUCAAAAAAUGUAGCUACCGAUUCGUUAUCAAAUUCUGUAGUAAAUCAAUUGGAUAUUUUACCAAACUUAUCUCUUAACAAAUUGAAAAGGUCAACGAAUUCUCACAUUGGUUCUACGGUAUCAGGUGUGUCUAAUGCAACUCAUUUAAAAUCAGAAGAAAAUAGUUUCAUGGAUGUUGCGGAUAGUGCUACUAUAUCCGAAAUAGAUAAAUUACAAAGAAAAAAGUCAGAUGAAUAUAACGUAUAUUCGAAGAAAAUGAAGAUGAAAAUGAAAUCGUCGAUGGAUAUGUUAAGAAAUCAAAUAAAAGAGAUAAAUUCUGAAAGAAAAAUUAAAUCGGAAGAUAAUCUUAUGGUUCUCUCAAUUAAAAAUGAAAAUACUAAAAAUUAUUUUAUGUUUAAAAAGGAUAUUACUUCCAUACAUGAACAGUAUAUUGAGAGCCCUUUAACCUCACUGAAUCAUAGUUCAGAAACGAACGAAAUUUAUGAUGAAUUAGGAAUAUUAUUUUCACAAUACAUGAAACUUCAAAUAAAAUCAUGUAGAAGAAAAUAUUGUAUUAGAUCGCGACAUUUAAAAAAAAUACAACACAGCACAAGAAAAUGUCAAGUGAGAUUUAAUUAUCAUCAAAUAUAUCCUUAUGAUCAAAGACCAACAUGUAACUGUGGAAAUAUAUGUGAAGAGACAUACGAUGAAUUAAAGUUAAUGUCUACAUUACCAUUAGAAAGGAAGAAUAUUUAUUACGAGAUGUUCACAAGAAGAAAGCAAUUCUUGAAUCAACCAUGCAUAUUAAUUAACCAAGAGUUUAUAUCUAACUAGCAUUA
Molecule: messenger RNA, 2647 nt
Organism: Osmia lignaria (orchard mason bee)
Lineage: Eukaryota; Metazoa; Arthropoda; Insecta; Hymenoptera; Megachilidae
Source: RefSeq, a predicted model, not a curated record